Pecten maximus is the source of this 1980-nucleotide messenger RNA. RefSeq lists its product as uncharacterized. The transcript has 2 exons. Lineage: Eukaryota; Metazoa; Mollusca; Bivalvia; Pectinida; Pectinidae. The coding region runs from base 60 to 575 and encodes 171 amino acids. The record is from RefSeq and is a predicted model, not a curated record.
UUUGCGUCUGACAGCGGUUAGAAUUUUGGAAAAGGUGUCACAAACGGAUUAUUUCCAAAAUGAUCGCGACGGAAAUGGAAACUUCGGGUCAUCUAGGAUUCGAGGAAAGGCCUAAGCGAAUGAGACUCGACCCAAGAUGUCGACACUACGACGCGAACGGAGUGUCACACCGUUCGCUAGACAUCGGUGGCGUAAUUGCCGUUCUGAGUAAAUAUCAAGAUUAUGAUGGAGGGAUCAACUGCAGUAUCUGUGGUAAACUAUACAAGAGCAGGGUGUGUUUUGUGAAACACCUGUGGGAGCAUACAAUUUACUGGGAUCAGUUUCCAGGCGACAAAAACCAGGACCGGGUCCUGUCCAUCCAGGCCGCCCUCAUCCUGUUUCUCACAGUCCAUGGAGACGCGGUGCAGGAUAGCAGUAUUCUCACUCACCUGCUCGUCACGGCACCGAAUGAGAAACGUCCAGAGGACGCACCCACCUCGCCAACAUCGUCACCAGAGAAGCGAAGACCUCGAACACCCAAGAAAAAUCCAUCAAAUAUUUCACCACUUAAGAGAAAAAAAUCUUUCGAUCUCUGAAUUAUAGGGAUUAAUUUACUUUUGACAAAAACAGAUUAUCUGCAUGACUUCAGAGAAAUCCUUCAAACAUUUUCAGUAAUGAAGAAAAAUGUUCAAAAGGCUUCCUAAGUUCUCUGAGAAGGGUUCUUUUUAUAUGCCCUGUUGAUGCAGACUUUCCUGCAUGAGAUGUGUUGGUGUAUUGAGAGAUGCUGGAUAGUACAAGUUGUAUGACUUUUCUGAGAUGUGUUUGUGUAUUAAUGCGGGACAGUACAAGUUAUGUGACUUUCUGAAAUGUGUUCGUGUAUUAAUGCGGGACAGUACAAAUUAUAUGACUUUUCUGAAAUGUGCUUCACUUGGGAAAUGCUGGCCAUUACAAUUUCUUGUAUUAGAUUUUUGUUAGGAAGUAAUGACUGUCUUCGUCAUAAUUUCAUUUUUUUUUUUUUUUUUUCUUGCAAUAACGUUAAUUGUACAAUGGUUUGCAUUUAACCUCGGAUUCUAAAGAAUGACGUAGAUGGGCUUAUUAUUACCGAACACAAUAAAAUAGAAUAAGGUUGUUAUUUUAGUAGCAGUGGUGUGCUUAUUCUUAGACAUAGCCUUAUUUCUGGAUAGAUACAGUACAUAGUGACAUAUCAAAGAAAAUUCAAAUUCAAAAUGGUGUUGGAAUUUACAAUAAAAACAAUUCAAAAUACUGUUGGAAUUUGCGAUACAAUAACAACAUCGGGGUGGGAGGGUUGAACUAUGUCGACUGGCCCCUUUUCUCUAGAAUAUGAAAACUAGAAAUAGAAUGGACGAUCAUGAGCUAUUUAAUAAUUUUGGUUUCCUUGGAUACAGUUUCAAAUAGGGGGAGAUAAUCUAGUAUAGGAAUUCAGCUGGACAAUUCUUGACAAAGUUAAAAUAAUGGGUUGGUGGCCAGUCCAGGAAAGUUCUAAGUGAAGUGUUUCAAUUUUAAAUGUCUCAGAAUAUUUAGACAGUUUAAAUUUUCAAUGUUCUCAGAAUUAUCAAUACAAAGUUGGUAUUAUUUGCAUUUUUCUGCAAAAUAUUAUCUACUAACUUGAAAAACAUUUAAGUAUUCUUGAAGUGCUGUUCGAAAUUUCUAAUCAAUUACGGACUGAACUCUGAAAUUUUAUCAUUUCUUUGUUUUAAACUUAUCAUGAUGUUGUUGAUAAGUUGUCAUUUCAUUGAUGAUCUUAUUUUUUCUACAAUUCCUGGUGUUAACAUGUGUACAGUUUGUAAGUUUCCGUGUAAUAGGAGUGAUUCAGUGGUGAAAACAGUGGAUGCAAUAUUGGAAGUUACCUUGAAUUUUUUUGUUAUGUAUAUAAACAUUUAUAUUGAUUUUUUGCCAGAUUUGUGUUUGGAGGGACGCCCCUUGUUUCCUACGGAUAAUUUCCAGGGCGAUUUUUGUUCAACUGGUGCUAAUAUAUGUGUU